AAGGGAGUAAAGAUAAUUUCCAGAUCACAACCGAUAAAUUGGAAACAUCGACUGAUGUGACCACGGUUGAAUCUUGUCCGGUUGAUGAACCAUUGUCAGCGUCACCAAACUCAGCCUCCCUUGAACGAGAAGAAAAUUUUCUUCGUCAAUUAGGCUGGCAAAAACCGUAUGACAAGGAUGUAGACAGUAACAAAUGGGCUAUUACCGAAGAGGAGAAGCGUCUGUUUAUCAAUUUGGUCCGUGCACUGAACGGUGUUUCUAUUACCGGAACAAAUGAUGUUUUGUCUAAUGGUGAGAUUGAUAGGGCCAAAAGAAAGUGGGCAGCUAUUAAAA
This is a messenger RNA of Racocetra persica, 333 nucleotides long. The record is from the annotation of a GenBank genome assembly. NCBI's taxonomy places the organism in Eukaryota, Fungi, Glomeromycota, Glomeromycetes, Diversisporales, Gigasporaceae.